UUGUGAUUCGUGCUGGAGAUGAUGGCUUCAGAGUCCAAGAAGUUGAAGGUGCUGACCAGAACUUUAACAAUGUUGAUCCUAACAAUCUCAACCUGCACGAUACACAGAACCAGAUGAUAGCUAUAGGCACAGAUAUUACCCCCUUGAAGCGUAUGAUCGAGGAUAUGGAAAUGAAAAGUGAUCAACAUGACAAUGUGUUCAAGAACAAUCACAGAAAGCUAAGGCAGGAUAUUAUGGACGAAUUUAAUAGACUACGACUUCCAGUACAAGCCCGUACGAAAUUCCAGCAUAAAAAUAAUGCCGCAGGAAACGCUCGCCUAGAAAACGCCCAGAAUGAAUCAGGUAGCAACAUGCAGCAUAAUGACAUGCAUGAGCCCCACGAUUCUCGCGAAGCCUGUCUUAACAAAGGAAUCAGAACUCUGUGGCAGCUAUAGCAGGAGUAUGACGCUGG
Sphaeroforma arctica JP610 is the source of this 451-nucleotide messenger RNA. RefSeq lists its product as hypothetical. The annotation marks the transcript as partial. The record is from RefSeq and is a predicted model, not a curated record. The transcript has a single exon. NCBI's taxonomy places the organism in Eukaryota, Ichthyosporea, Ichthyophonida.